AUGAGCGCAUUUGAUAGAGAGAAAUUUUUGGCUUUAAAAUAAAGGAAUAAGGAUUUAGAAUUAAAAUUAGAGAGUAUAGAGGAGGUUAUCACUUAGUACAAAGCAAAUGAAUCUGCUGCGGAUUAAAAAAUAAAGGCCUUGAAUAGCAUACACCAAGAUAAAAUUAGAUCUUUAAUGAAUUCUAUUUAGUUGCUUAAAAAAGAAAAUGCUUAAUUAGAAAAACUUACAAAAGAACAUAAACGUAGUGAGUUAAUAACUUAACUGUAAAAAGAUGUUUCUGAUUAGGAUGUGAUCAUAGAAACAAUCAGAGAAGUUUGCAAAAAUAGAAAUAUUUCAGAUGAAGUUUUGGAUAAUGCCAUAGUAGAUGCACUAAACAAAGGACCUCCAAGAAUUAGAGCUCCUACUAGAGAAGAGUUAAAGAUGGAAAUUAAAAAGCAUAAAGCAACUAUCGAUGGAUUAAAAAAAAAGAAAGAUGCUGGAAAUGUUGUUGAACCUUAAGAUAAACUAAAUAAAACUACUAAUGAGAGCAUGAGCAUGAAUGAUAUAAAGAAUAAUUAAUCUAUGGUAUCCCAACUAAACGAACCUGCUGAUUCUAAUGAUAAUUUAAUUAGAAGAUUGGAGGAAUUAAAACAUGAGUGCGAUGAAUUAAGAUUAAAUUUAAAAGCAGAAUAAUAAAUUGUUGAAAGAUAUGAAGAUUAACUGGUAUAAAAAAGUGAAGAACUAAACGAAAUGAGAAGUGCUAAAACUGAUUUUAUAAUUCUUUCAAAGAAAUACGAAACCCUUUAAGUAGAACUUGAGAAGUUAAAAGAGGAAAAUAAUAGAAAGUUUAUUAACACAUAUGAUAAAGAAUUAAAAUUAGAAGAGAUGGAAAUAGUUGCCAAGACCUAGCAAGACAAAUUAAAAAUGCAAGAGUAAAAUUUACAAUUAGAGAUCGAUUCAAUGUCAGCUAAGCUUGAAGAUGUAAUGCAGAGACACGAUCAGACAAAAAGAGAAUACGAAGAUGUAAAGUAGAAAUAUGAUACACUUACUGUAUUACACAAGAAAGAAGAGCAAAAAAACAGAGAACUCAAUAGCAAAUUCACUACUCUCACUAUGGAGUUUGAAAAAUUGCAGCUUAAGUACUAAUCAGAAACAAAAUCGCUUAACAAGAAUAUUGAAUCACUUGAGAAUAAGCUUAAAAAAGCUAACGAUGAAAUUUACUCUUUAUAAACAUAAAAUGAAAAUCUAUAAGAAUAAGUUAACUAACUCACUAUUUAAGUUGAUGAAUAUAAAGAAAAAGUUAUCAGUGGUUAAGGAGUUAAUUUCUAAGGAUAAAACUGGGCUUUUGGAAGGGGAGGAGAAGAUCUUCCUGCUGAAACUAAAGAGCUAAGAGAUAGAAUUAGGGAACUUACUAUUAGAGAAAUAGAUCUUUAAGAAUAAUUAGAAACACUUAAGGCAGAUAAACGCUUCAGAGAAUAAAGAGAGUUAGCUCAAAGCAUCCUUAAUAAAAAGGACUCUAACAAAAAAUUAGGAAAUAUUGAAAUUGAAAAAAUAAAGAAAGAAUAAAUUAACACUGUUAGAGAAGAGUACGAGACUCGCUUAACAUAAUUGAGACUUAGGAUCAAAGAGCUACAAGAUAGAAAUAAUUAGCUUUCUGAUAUAAGAACACUAAUAGUAUAAUCAGAAAAAGACAAAGUUGCUGAAGAUUAAUUAGUUGAUAUUUCAAGUUUGAAAAGUUUGGAGAGACACAAAGAAAAUUUGUCAGAAAACUCUAAUAUUUCAGACGUUAAAGUUAUUGAAGAAAAAAUAACAUAGGGCGAGAAUAGAGAACUAAAGAAAAAAUUGUAAGAAAUGAUCAGAAGAUAGCAAGAUUUGCAAAAAUAGAUAGAUUAUUUCAAUAAAGAGAAGUAAGAAGGCAAGAGACCAUCUUCAGCAUAGAAUGAUUAAUAUGAUAAGAAGUUAAAAGAAAUGCAAACAUCUUACUAAAAAGAAAUAAAAGCCCUGAAGUAAAGAAUUAUGUAGCUCGAGCUUAAGGAAAUCAAUCUAAGUUAAGUUAGUUCUAAUGUUAGCGACCUUAAUCGCACACAAGAAAAAGUUAAUAAAUCUGUAUUGGAUAAUAUGUCUUCAAACGUACAGCUAUCACUUUCUGAUAUAGAUUAUGUCAAUUUAAAAGGAAAACCUCAAAAUAAGAUGAACAUAAACGAUUUAGAUAGUGAUGUAAGCUAAUUAAUUUCUAAGAGAGACAUGAAUGAAGAAUUUGAUAGUAUGAGUUCUGGAAUUUCCAAUAUUAGUAAACAAAAAAAAUAAAAGAACAAUGACAACAUAUUUUAAAAGAAAAAUGAUUAUCAACAACCUUAGCUUAGUCUUAAAAAUGUAUCUCAACCAAAAAUAUAAAGCACUAAAAAUAUGUCUAAAGAUUCUAAAAGCAACAAUAAUUUACCUAAAGAAUCUCUUUAAAAUAUUUAGAGUAACAAAAAUCUGCAAAUCUAAUUCUCAAAGAUGAACAGUGAUAUUGGAUCAAUUAUUGGAAAAUCUAAUUAAGAUGAUAAACUUAGUAUUAUCAGUUCUGAUAUCAGUGGAAUAAGUAAAUAAGCAAAUCUUAAAGAGCAAAUAAAUUUCAGAAUUAGAAAAGAUAGUUAAUAGAGUGUCAAUUCAAGUAUAAGUGGCAUAUUAAAAAAUAAUAACUCACAAAUAGAUAAUAAUGGAAAAGAGCAAGAUUUUGAUGAUAUAAGCUCUAACAUAGAUGAUUUAGAUAAAAUGUGA
Tetrahymena thermophila SB210 is the source of this 2742-nucleotide messenger RNA. RefSeq lists its product as hypothetical. Lineage: Eukaryota; Ciliophora; Oligohymenophorea; Hymenostomatida; Tetrahymenidae. The record is from RefSeq and is a predicted model, not a curated record. The transcript is spliced from 10 exons.